CAGGAACAGCAGCAUCUGUAUGUCUAUCGGUAAGAUGAAUACGAAUAGACUCUCGUAGCAAAAAGCUGACCUAUCGAUCGGUGCACUACUAAUGUAGACGUAAAGCAGACAAAAAAUGUGUCAGAGUCUCGGUCAUGCAUCUUCUCCAUGCACGUCUAGAAGUAUCAAAACCCUAAGCCAACCUUUUCCUGAAAAACCUGCAAAAUCCUUACUCCUUUUCACAAAAACGAAAACCUGCUUUACUACAUGCUUUACAGAUCAUGUCUUCUUAUCAUCUCUUGAAGAAAGUAUUAUGGGUACUACAACUGCAGUACAUGUACAAGUAGUUGAUCUUACACCUGCAUUCAUCUUCAUCGUCGUUACUAGGUAGUAUACUUGAGUGGAUCGUCGAACAAUUUGUCUAGUUCCAAUAUGCCUCAUGCCCAUUAUUCAUUUUCAUCAAGUAGCAAGUAGUGGCAUCACAGCCAAUGCUUAGUAGAUUAGUUUCUACUUUUCAUUUUCUUGAUCUUGACCUUGAUCUUUUUCCUAGAAGUUUAUCUUGCGCAGAGUCGUGUCAAAGAUGUCCGAUGAGGCAGCGGCUGCUCUGCCGGCUGAUGCCGACAAUGUUGCCGUUGAUGGUGUUGAAAGCGCUGCAGUUGUAGAGUCGUCUACUGCGUCUAGUGGAGUAGAAGCUGGAACCACAGAGCAGGUUAGCAGUACUCAGGAAACGAGCAAAGAGGACACGAAGGCUCAGGACAGCUGCGUUGUGGGCGAGGAUUCUACUGCUGCUGCAUCAACUGCAGAGAAAGCAACAAAUGAAACGACUACGGAGCACGCUUCUGCGUCCCAAGUAGACGACGCAAUGACGAAAAACCUGUUAUCUGUACUACUUAUUUUUGACAACCGACAUUGUAAAACUAGUAGUCCUGAUAAAAAAAAAACGCUGUCUGUUGUCUCCGUGGUGUACUCACUCUCUUAACAACACCUUCAUCGUCCCCAACCCCAUGCAAAAAAUACCUUUUUCAUCCUGCAACUGUCAGGUGAUUACUACGCAGGCAGAGAACUCUUUGAGAGAGGAGACCGAGGUGAAAAACGAGCCAGGGUCACCGAGUCGAACGAAAGCCUCAAAAGAGGGAAAACAUUCCCAAGAAGAGGUAAACUAUAAUUAAUAUUUUUCCAUCCUAUUUUAUUCUAUCAUCUUGUUUCGUCACGACUAGGUUUCUUUAGGACACAUCAACUCCCUCGUCGUCUUUUUUUUUGAUGGGUCGUGCGCAGGUAUCUUACUGAUGAGUAGAUGUAGACUUUUUCUGCCUUGUUCUUUCUGCUUCAAAGCUUUUUUUUUCCGACGACCGACCACAAGAGCGGAUGUAGUUCUUUUUUGAGGGGGCUGGGAUAGGAAGGUCGCGAUCGUGACCUGACAGUAUUGACAGUAUUUUGUUUUGUUGGCAGGGCAGCUAAAAAUUGUGAGCUGCGGGGAGCUUUUUUGUUUCUAUGGCGGCGUUCUCGUCGUGUGCCUGGGAAAGGGUGGGAUGGGGAAUGUGGAGAAAGUCAAGCGUAGUUUUUUCCAUACGUCCUCAGGGUAGAACAAGUAUUGAAAAUGUCAACUACAUUGCAGUUUGUUUAUGACCUCCGUCUAGAAUGAUGAAGUUGAAGGUGAGCAAGGAUUUUUAGCACCCAUUUUUUCUUCUCGAUACCGAUAAGCAAGAGUACACCUCCACAAUGACGGUGGCACAUCAACCUAUGUUGCCACCCAAUGAAGACUACCAACACGAUAAUGUUGACAUCUCACAGUGGGUCGCGCCGGGUUACGACUAUGGCGAUGAGGAGAUGGCAUAUUCGCCACACGACCACGACGACAGAGAAGUACAGAUGUAUGCGACGGGGGUGCUGGACCACAAACGAAAACGACCAGUGUAUGAAAUUCCAGAACCAGCAAUUGCGCGCAAAAUGCUUCCGGGACCAACGUACGUGAAAACACAAGAACUACUCUUGCAAGAUCUAUAAUAAACACGAGAAAAAUUGGAGACGAAGAAUGUAGCAGGCAUGCACGACCCAUUUUGAAAGAGCAAGAAAGAAGUUGAUACGUAAAACAGCACUUUAGGAUCAUGUUCAUCCUAAAAAUCACCUCUUUCCAACGUUCUCACAGGAAAAUGCAGACGUUAUCACAAUUCAAGAGGGGUCCGAAAUAUACAAUGGGCAUGAAGUCCCAAUUCGGUGACCCUAUCGCAGCAGUAGACUCCGGAACACCAGCUCCAGGAACCUAUAUCAUCAAAGAUACAUCGAAUAGCAAGUACUCAAUGUUGUAGGAAAUCACACAUGGACAUAACACAGCUGAAGUCUACUAAUUUACCUCACAAGUAGAGCAAAACUGUUAUUUGAUGAAUGCAGCUUCCACCCAUUGAGAAUGUUGAUCAUAGGUGGGGAAUGCUGUUCAUCUCCCUGUUUCUUCUUACUUAAUAAAUUGGAACGACAUUCCGGAUUCCCCUAUAACUUGGCCCUGGGUUCUCAAUGAGUGGCGUCAUACGUUCGGUUUGAACUCUGAAACACUCACUUCUCCCGACAAGGUGGACAACUACGAACUACCUAAGUAAGAACAAACAAAUUAUUCCUGCCACUGCUUCUAGUAGAACAACAACUGCAAGCAGGAACUAAGUACAUCACGACAAAUUUGUAAGAUCAUUCAAAUACAAACUCCUAACACUGAACAGGGUGAAAGUGUUUCCGCAUAUCAGUUUCGGAAAAGGACGACGAUUCCCACGGUCAAUAGGACAAGGACCAGCGCCAGGAGAGUACAGCUAUCUCUUAUGUAGUCCUCGGUCUGAGAUUUCCCAGUCACAGAUAUUAUCUUAAACUUCAUCGCUCUUUCUACUAGUACUUCUACCGCAAGGACUGCUCUAUUAGGCUCCAGUCUAUUAAACCAAUAGCUAGUUCAUCACAUGCACAAGCAUACUGACUCAAUCUACAUCGUUGCACCAAUAGCUAGUUCACAUGCACAAACAUACUGACUCAAUCUACAUCGUUGCACCAAUAGCUAGUUCACAUGCACAAGCAUACUGACUCAAUCUACAUCGUUGAAUGAAUGGAUCCAUCAUCAUCCACCUCUCCCAGUUACGAUCCAGUUUCCCAACUGUCCUCGAGUUAUCGUGUAACCUUCGGAAACGCACCUCGAGAUAAAGGUGGUCACAGUCAUAGGGAACCAGGACCAGGAACAUAUGAAUUUCGAUCGACCGUUGGUACUGCUCAUCAUGAGCUUAAUAUGGCUAACUUACUAGAUUUAAUACGAAGUUGUAGUGUGUCGUGGGUUUUUAGAGAUUACUCAGACAGUUGCAACGUUUCUGUUUGAAGAUCAUUGUUGAUAUCUAGGGAUUUGGAUUUCAUUCUCACGACCGAAAAUAAAGGUAAUGGUCCGCGAUUUACGGCGCGAGGUCGAAAGGCGUUUGCGACUAAGGAGAAAACAGAUUUGACACCUGGUCCUGGGGCAUAUAGCGUGCCCAGCUUGACGGAGAGGGGUGUCCGAUGUGGUUUUGGUACCUCAACGCGCGAUUCCGCAGGAAAACUUGUCGGCACGGGACGAAUGGGGUAUUUUGAGACUUCUUUUUCGGUAGUGCAUCAUGCCAAAGUAUAUUGUUCGCCUUCGACAAUGAUCCUUGUUAUAUUAAGUACGCAGAAUGAUCAAUCCACCUCGUCCUUCUCUUAUUAGCUCUUGCAAAGACAAAAGAGUCGGGGUCGGCCCAAAUGAAUAACAUCUCCAUCGGCCCAAAUUAAUAACAUCUGCAUCGGCCCAAAUGAAUAACAUCUCCAAUCGGCCAAUAAAGAAUCUGCCAAUAACAUCCCUACAACUUCUUCUGACAUCCCUACUCAACUUCUGCCAGAAACCCCGGACCUGGUGCAUAUAAUUUGAAGAGUACGCUAUCAGAGCCAAGGGUCACCCUGACCGGACGUAUGCGUGAUGUUGGCAAUAUCGAUCAUCUGAUGACGCCUGGCCCAGGCCAGUACAACGUUCAUUGCAGCAGCUUCGGGUACUAGUAGCAGCUUUGGAGAAGUCGUGUAGCUUACUAGUAGAAGUGCUUCUCCGACGAACAGUUCAAAUAUAUGGUAUGCAGAAACAGAAAUACUAUUACUAACUAUAAGUAAAUCAACUAGUACUAGCUACGCAACGAAAAUUCAAAUACGAACUGAAUCACUCGGUUGUAUGAAAAUUAUGAAUUAGAUAGCUUACAAAUGCAAUUCAUUGACUGGCACACAAACGAAAAUUUCAACUUCUUUCAUCAUCCUGAUAUGAAACAUAAAAUGAACAGUUGUGAAAAUAUGCACAGAAAUAACUAGAUCGGACCUCGAUUUCUUACAUUGAACAGAUUAAGAGCUACGAAACGCACACUCAGAGACACAACAAUCUAAUCACAAAAAAAGACGAUGCAACCGUCCAACUUGUCAUUCUUGUUAACUUUGAUACAAAAAUAGCAAUGGAGAAGAAAAGCUCCUAUGACUAAUACGAUUACACCGCCGAAAAUAUGAUUGACGAUCAUUCUUAUCCUCGGGCUGGUCUGCCAGAGCCAUUCGCUUGCGCACUUGAAAACAUUGAAAGCCAAUACUAAGCUGAUCUUAAAAGGAAAUGAAGUUUCAGAAAGUCGAUCUUGAAAUUAAGCCGGAAUGAUGUUAGUUACGCUUACUUACGCAAUAACGACUAAAAUUAAAAACUGUAUGCUAUCGUUUGUUCUUAUAAAUAUCUUUGUGGUAGUUCUAAUCAAUGACGACCAUGAAUAAGUACGUAUGAUCAGUUAAAUCUACGAGAACGGUGAUGUCUAUCAUACGGAUAAUCAUAAUAGCGAACCUUGUGAUUGUCCAUGAAGAUGGUCCAGAAUAUGUCUUCUAGUUGCUAAAUAAAUGAACCUCUCAUCCACCUCUCCACUCGGGUUCUCUAUUCGGGCUUGUUGUUCUUGUAUAAAUUUAUGAAGAUGAUCCUUGACUUACCUAGGUGGACCACCAGAUUAGGAGGUGAGUAUCUGCUGGGCCACUCUGCGGGCUCGUUCGAAGAGGGACCUCCACAACUAGAUGACUGAACGAAAGAAUAAAU
Molecule: messenger RNA, 5053 nt
Organism: Amoebophrya sp. A25
Lineage: Eukaryota; Dinophyceae; Syndiniales; Amoebophryaceae
Source: the annotation of a GenBank genome assembly